CUUUUUCCCCCGCCAAGCUCAUCUUGAACACUGUCUAAUUCCCCUUUACCAGUGGUUUCCGACUUCCACGCCCCCAACUUUUGUCGACGAGUGCAAAAACUACUUGUUAUUUUCCAGCCAAACAAUUUUGCACGUUGUCGCCAUUCUGCGGCGGGUUGACGAAUGCCGACGCCUUUAGAACCGUGAGGGCACGAUGAGUAGGCCGGAGAACGUGAAAUGGGUGGAUGGCCUCCGCGGCCUGGCGUCCGUUCUGGUUAUUUCCACACAUAUUACGCGCGGAUUCUUUCUCGAUCUUAUGAAGCCCACCUCCGAAGUAGAUACUCCGCCAAAACUCUUUCAAUAUCCUUUUCUGCGAGUGUUAACCCAGGGCCGAAUUGGAGUUGCCAUCUUCGCCUUGGUCACAGGAUAUGUUUGCGCCCUCAAACCGAUACGCCAGAUUCGGGCGGGAGAACGAAAUGCAAUGUUCAAUGGAGUCUCGAGGAGUGCUUUUCGUCGAGUACCGCGACUUAUACUCCCAACCGCCAUAGCAACAACUAUAACAUGGUUCUUUUGUCAGUUCGGGGUUUUCCAGGUGGCGGAGAAGGCGGACAGUUGGUGGUUGAACUUUUCUGCGCCAAGAAUGACGCCUUAUAUUGGGGAAGCGAUAUACAGCCUGCUGUUGGAGAUGAUCAUGACUUGGUCGAGGGGGUGGAAUAUGUACGACCACCACACAUGGACGAUGCUCCCGUUGUUGAAGUCAAGCAUGUUGGUAUUUAUUUUCCUUUUCGCAGCCGCAUAUUGCAAGACGAGAUACCGCAUAAUGCUUGAAUUGGGUCUGUUCGUCUAUUUCUAUAUCAGCAACGACUCAACUUUUGGAAUGCUCUCCUUCUUUGGCGUUUUCCUCUCCGAUCUCUCCCAAGACCCAACCCACCAAAGCUGGUGCAACGCCCGCAAAUGGCCAGGACGACUCCUCACCCCCAUCUUCUUCAUUCUUGGGCUUUACCUCGCCUCCUACCCCGAAGCCGAACCAGGCUGGAUGCCCUGGUCCAAAGCAAUGGAAGACUGGUCCCACUAUAUCUUCCCCAGAGAAAACGACACGCCACGAUUUUACACCGCCAUAGGCCUCAUCUUCGUCGCGCUCGGAAUCCACUUCUCCAACGUGGCGAAAUCCUUCCUGUCAAGCAAAUACCUGCUCUGGUUCGGCAAGCACUCGUUCGCUGUGUACCUCCUGCACGGCUCGCUCCUGCGCUCGAUAUUAGCGUGGAUGUAUUUCGGGGUCCAUUUACCGAGAGAUAUCAUAGUUGAGGACGGGGGCAUCCAGCCUGGGCCUCCGUUGCAGAUCUGUGGGAGAUUUCAGUUCUGGGCGCUAUUGCCAGUUUGGUUGGGCAUUGUGUAUUUGUCCGCAUUUUACUGGACGAAGUAUGUGGACCCUUGGUGUGCGAGGACGACAGAGCGGCUGGUGAAAUAUGUUUUUGAGGAGCCGCAGACGGAUUUGGGUGCUGAGAAGAGGUUGCUGCCACAAUGAAGAGCUUGAAAGGCAACUUUGGAUCGAAAAAUUCGCAGAGCACACUUAGACUGAACGGUGUUUUGGGGCGAUUGAAGAGAAAGAAAGCCUGCGGUUAGAGGCCAAUAGAGACUUGGGCCUUGUUAUGUUGGGUUGCACAAUAAACGCUCAGCGCCACGGAGUCUUGGUGGUUUGAAUAUGCAUAGCAUUGGACGUCGAUAUGGGAAGGACAUCUGCAUUGGAGUUCGGGUGUUGAAGAAACUGGGCAGGCAUGCCAUUUGAGCGAAAAUUGCGGCAAAGUACUCUCGAGGUAGCAGAAAGCGGCAUUGUAUAUAUGCGCAUAAUACCCAAUCAUGCAUUCAUUUGUUAACAUAAAGUAUUUGUAAUCUUUUGCUGUACAUAGUUAAACACUGCGAGACUUCUUCGUCUGGGCUGAAAACUGCCCAAGAAAGUAACAACU
Molecule: messenger RNA, 1943 nt
Organism: Hyaloscypha bicolor E
Lineage: Eukaryota; Fungi; Ascomycota; Leotiomycetes; Helotiales; Hyaloscyphaceae
Exons: 3
Coding region: 194-1504 (436 amino acids)
Biological process (GO): polysaccharide biosynthetic process
Cellular component (GO): membrane
Molecular function (GO): acyltransferase activity, transferring groups other than amino-acyl groups
Source: RefSeq, a predicted model, not a curated record